This is a messenger RNA of Trichogramma pretiosum, 1419 nucleotides long. RefSeq names its product protein RER1. Gene Ontology annotation, biological process: protein retention in ER lumen; retrograde vesicle-mediated transport, Golgi to endoplasmic reticulum. The transcript is spliced from 6 exons. The record is from RefSeq and is a predicted model, not a curated record. The coding region runs from base 356 to 982 and encodes 208 amino acids. Gene Ontology annotation, cellular component: Golgi membrane. Lineage: Eukaryota; Metazoa; Arthropoda; Insecta; Hymenoptera; Trichogrammatidae.
AUUUCUUUUUCCCGCGAGCUAAUCGUUGUUACGUUGUACAUGCCGAGUGCAUAAUUACAAUGACAAAAAACUGCACCGACAGUCGACACCGCCCCGUAUAUUCCCCCUUUGGCAUAUCUUUACACAUAUACAAUCGUAUGACACGAGUUUCGCUCAAUUUUAGGUUAUAGCUAUACACUCUCGCAUAUUUGUCUGCCGUUUAUCUGUGUGAGUGUACGCAUAGCUCUUCGUGAUAACGUGAUCUCGUUUUUUUCACGUACGUAUAGCCUCGCAGCCGAAAUUCUCGUCGUGUUUACAUUGGACCGUUUUUAUAUACAUUGACUUCAGGCAACUUUUACAUUUUUCAUGCUAGCGGAUGCCAAAUUCAAGAUCGAUAUUUACGAGUUUUCGAAAAGAAGGGAAAAUGAUGCAAGAUGAGGACAUUCAAUCUUCCUCAAAAGGAAACAUUUGUACCCAAGCAUGGACUAGAUUGUCACAGGUCUGUAAUACCUAUCAAGGUUGGCUGGAUUCUUGGACACCACAUACUACAUCCAGAUGGGUAGUUGCAUUUUUCUUAGUUAUUACAUUUGUGCUGCGAAUAGUAUUAUCUCAGGGAUGGUAUGUUAUUGCAUACGCAUUGGGAAUUUAUCAUCUAAAUCUUUUUGUAUCAUUUCUCACCCCAAAAAAUGACCCAGCCAUGGGAAUUGAAGAUAAUGAUGGACCUUCAUUACCAACGCGGUCUAAUGAAGAAUUCAGACCCUUCAUCAGAAGAUUACCUGAAUUCAAAUUUUGGUACUCUGUGUGUAAAUCCACUCUCAUAGGUUUAAUUUGUACAUUAUUUGAAUGCUUCAAUGUACCAGUAUUUUGGCCAAUACUAGUCAUGUAUUUUAUCACGCUCACGUGUAUCACAAUGAGACGUCAAAUAAAGCACAUGAUCAAGUAUAGAUAUAUUCCUUUUACGUAUGGAAAACCAAAGUACCAAAAUCACUUGGAUGGAAAGUAAUUUCUUAUCAAGUCGAAUGAAGAAUGUCUGCUAACGAACGAAACGAAAUCGUGUACGUGGGUAGAUUACUAUAUAUUAUAAAUCUUACUUGUUUGUUUAUUUUUGAGAACUAUUUCAAAUCAGCUAUAAAUGCAUUUUUGUUUUUAUGACAAUUUAUAACACAUGAACUAAUGCAUUGUUCCAAACUUUUGAUAAGUUGGAAAGCCAAGAGUGAAUGUGUAAGUGUUAUUAAAAAUUGUUUUGUAAGAGGAGAUUCUUGGUGCAGUAUAAAUGUGUGGUGUAUCUUUAAUAACAUUGAAUUGUCUUAAUAUAUUUGUAACAUAAAUAUUGUACAAAGUAUUGUUAGAUCUUACAUGAUUAUGGACAAAAUAAUAACAUUAAAAACAAUAAGCAUUCGUUAUUGUGUUAGAUCAACUUAUUGUGAACAUUGAGAAAAA